Molecule: messenger RNA, 2736 nt
Organism: Eremothecium sinecaudum
Lineage: Eukaryota; Fungi; Ascomycota; Saccharomycetes; Saccharomycetales; Saccharomycetaceae
Gene: EAF1
Product: Eaf1p
Exons: 1
Coding region: 1-2736 (911 amino acids)
Source: RefSeq, a predicted model, not a curated record
AUGUCAGGUCUAAGAAAGGAGCCUUUGGUAGAGAAAAAAAUCCAAAUGGAAAAUAUUCUAGAGGAGAGGAACAGCAAGCUGUCACAGCUGUUUUGGCUGUCACGACUUAAUGAGAUGAAAGGAAGUGCAGACAUGGAAUCUCUAAAAAGUGAAUUAAAUGAUUUUUUAAUGCGAAAUGAUCUGAGGAAGAACGUACCGUUUGAAGUUUCGAAUUUACCAGUAUAUAAACCUCAAGAGCCUCAGCUGGAUAAGAGGCCUGUGCGAAGCAAAAGUAUCACACCGUCUGAAAAUGGAAGCCAUAAGAAGAAAGAUGAGAAUUUGUCAGCGAUUGAUCCGGAAAAUAGAAAACGUACGCGUGAUUCACAAAUGACUGAAGAGAGUAGUGUUGCUGAAAAGUCUCUAGAACCCCCUCUAAAACAACAGAAAAAGAUUUUAGAUGGGUUUCUUGUUCCACAGACAGUACAGGCUACCAAUGGCAAGGAGAUUGGCAUUACAGGUAAUAUGCCUCAUGGUGAUGUGUUACGGACAUCAUCUGAACCUGCAGGGAAUGUACCGAGUGUGAACGCACAACAGGUUUCUCCUACAUAUAAUUUAGACAUUUUAAAUCUGCAUGUGAAGCCUACUGAAGUUGAGACGAAGAAGAAGCAGAAUCCCAUAAUUGAGGAGAUCAGAAAAGGCAAACAUCAGCAGUCUCAAGAUCUGUUUAAGGAAUCUGAGGUAAACAAGGAUUCAGUUUAUCUCGUUAUGGAUGAAAACAUACCGACAAAACUUCCUCAGGCAGUGCCGUUGGCGGAGCUGAAGUAUGUUUCUCAAACAUUACCGUUAAUUAGACUAAUUCCAUCCACUCAUAAGGUCCUAACCACCGAUCUCUAUAAUACUGCGUUAAAUGAAGGGCGUAUAACCGUGGUGUCAUCCCGUAUUGAGGAGUUACGAAGGUUAAACCUAUGGUCCCUACGGCAGCCGAAAAAGUUCAUUGACCCAUGGGCAUCAUUGAAAGCAGGCACUCAUCAUAAUAUAAUGUUAAGUGAAGCAAAAUGGAUGCGAGAAGAUUUUAAUGAAUCUAAAAAGUUCAAAAUAGCCAUGUGUGCUUUGAUUGCAGAAGCUGUUAAAGACUAUUGGAAAUAUGGCAAGGUCUGUUUGGUUAAAAGGAAGAUGCAUUCAUCGGCAGCUUCAGAGGAAACUGAUAAACCUGUCACUUCGAAAGACAUAGCUGGCAAUAACGAGGACAACACGGAUGCUGGUAAACAUGGAUUACCUUGUGAUGAUAAUGACCCACAGAGUAUUGAUACUACAUUAUUAUUUGAGAAACCGGACCCGAAUAAGGAAGUUAUGCUCCCUGAUUUACCACAAAUAACAGAGGAAGAAUACAAGCAGAAUGUAAAGCCACCAAUUUUUAAAAUAUUUUUGACAAGCUCGGAUAUUUCUCCUUUGGAGAAAAUGGUAUUGCAAAACGCUACUCCCUAUUCAGGUUUAGAAGGAGAGAAGGAUAAGCAGGAGGAGGUACCUUUCGUUCCAAUAUCAAAGUCUACCGUUAUUCUGGACAAUGAUAAAUUUUUGAAGCUAGUUGAAAAGCAAAUAAUUGAUGAAGAACCGUCACUAGUCGCGCUUUCGAAGAGAAGGGGAAUGUUUUAUGGAAAUCGAAGAAGUCAUUAUCUAAAGCCGCCAGUGGCUCCUGCAUUGCGUUAUUUAAAGUUCAGAACACCUACGAUAUGGUCUCCUGAUGAUGACCAGGAGCUGGUGAAAAACAUUAACCAGUAUGCAUAUAAUUGGGAGCUGAUUAGUUCACAAAUGUCCUCUCAAAACACAAGAUCUUAUGUGUCCAACAUUGAGCGUAGAACUCCCUGGCAAUGUUUUGAGAGAUUUGUACAGCUUAAUGAGAGGUUCUCCAUUCACGAUAUGAAGGGCCCUCGCGCCCAUGCUGCUCAAGUCUGGUUGCAUGAGGCGCACAAAUUGCAACAGCAGCAGAAGCGGCGCAUUUCGCCCUUAGGAGUUGGGCCGGAAUCAAUUCAGCGCGGUCAUAGAAGGUUACGUUGGGCUAGUAUGUUUGAGGCAAUGAGGAAGAACAUCAAGAAACGAGAAAAUGCACCAAGGCCUAAUCCUUCACAGCCAAGAAAACCGCUGGAUGUAAAAAGUAUGGUAGUUCCAACCCCAGCAGAAAUAUCGGAAUUAAAAGCUCAGCGAGAUGAAACGCUGCGCCGUGAAGGUCAACUACGCCGUGCAGCUAAACAGAGGAUUGAAUUAGCGCAAAUACAACAGCAGCAACAGGAGCAACCGCAACAGUUAUCUGAGCAGACGAAUAUUCGCUCUAGAAUAUCUUCGAGCGCUCCCGGGACGAAAGAACUUAACAAUGAUAAUAAGGCAGUUAUGACGCCAAGACAAACACAAAGUUCUCCUAUAACUGAUGAUAGAUCCCAACUAACAAUCCAGACCCCUCGCCAAAGUAAAUCCAAAUCAGAGUCAGAACAAGAUGUUAUUGAAAGAUAUGCAAACAAGAUUAUGGCGCAGAGGCCUGAAUUAACUCAAGACAUUGCAUUAAAGGCCGCAGAAAAUUAUUACAAGAAUGUGAACCUUAAGCAUCAACAGCAACAAACCUUUGCUAAGCAAGCUGUGUCGCAAUCUAAUACCUCUUUAUCCACGAACGCAGGUUCCGCUUCGAACGGUGUAGCGAACAAGAUUAGGUCACCAACCCCACAAGAGAUCUUGCAGAGAAUUCAACAAAAACAAAACGAUUCAUGA